Coccinella septempunctata (seven-spotted ladybird) is the source of this 4324-nucleotide messenger RNA. RefSeq names its product carbonic anhydrase-related protein 10 (gene CARPA). NCBI's taxonomy places the organism in Eukaryota, Metazoa, Arthropoda, Insecta, Coleoptera, Coccinellidae. The transcript has 9 exons. The coding region runs from base 1 to 942 and encodes 313 amino acids. The record is from RefSeq and is a predicted model, not a curated record. Gene Ontology annotation, molecular function: carbonate dehydratase activity; zinc ion binding.
AUGUUUUUUUUUUCAGUUGGAUGUGACAAUUGGCAAGAAUGGUGGACUUACGAUGGAAUUUCAGGUCCCGGAUAUUGGGGUCUCAUGAACCCGCAGUGGAACAUGUGCUCGAAAGGACGAAGACAAUCUCCAAUCAACAUCGAGCCGGACAAAUUGUUGUUCGAUCCCUACUUGAACGGCAUAAACGUCGACAAACACAAAGUGAACGGAGUCCUCUACAACACGGGACAGUCGUUAGUGUUCAGGGUGGAUAAGGACACCAAGCAUCCAGUGAACAUUUCCGGAGGACCCCUGGCGUACAGGUAUCAGUUCGAGGAGAUAUACAUACACUACGGCACGGAAAAUCGUCAGGGGUCGGAGCAUCAAAUAUACGGAUAUACUUUUCCGGCUGAGAUACAACUCUACGGAUUCAAUAAGGAACUCUAUCAUAAUAUGUCAGAAGCACAACAUAAACCCCAGGGGAUUGUUGGGAUAUCCUUAAUGGUCCAGAUUGGAAACAAGCCUGACGAUGAAUUUAGGAUCGUUACAAAUGUUUUUCCCAAGGUGAAAUACAAAGGAGCCUCGACGCCCAUAAAACACAUAUCCAUAAGAACCAUGCUGCCAGACAUAGACCACUUCAUGACGUACGAGGGAUCCACCACCCAUCCCGGCUGCUGGGAGACAACAGUGUGGAUCCUCCUUAAUAAGCCCAUUUAUAUGACAAAAAGCGAGUUUUACCACUUAAGGCUGCUAAUGCAGGGUCCUGAAGAAUCACCAAAAGCGCCACUGGGAAACAAUGCACGUCCAAUACAGCCACUUCAUCAACGAACCAUCCGUACAAAUAUAAAUUUUGCAAAUUCAAAGCACAAAGGCUGUCCAACUAUGGAACAAAACCUGCACUACAGAGCUAAUAAAUGGUCCACGAAUGUGAAAGAUCUCCACAGUUCGCAUGCACUACACUGAGCCAUCCAUCCCGGCCUUCUGGGCCACUCGAAACAGGGGGAAGAAACAGGAUUUGCUUGGUGAUCGAUGCCGAUGUUGAAAAACUCCAUUUUCUACAUAAUCACGACUUUUUCUAAUUAGACUGCAGAAACUAAAACCUUCAGCAGAUUCCUUAAAUUCCGAUAUUACGAACACGUCGAAGUUCCUCACAAAAAUAUUCUUUCCAAAUGUAUAAUUCCGACUUUCAAGUCGGAAUUUUGAGUUAUAACUCAGAAAUCGGAAUUACAAGACAUAAUUCUGAGAUGCAAGUGAUAAAGUUUGAUAUAUAAGUCAGAAUUCUGAGAUAGAAGUCGAAAUUACGAGAUAUAUGUCAGAAUUUUUUAGCACAAGUCGGAAUUCUGAGAUACAAGUCAGAAUUCUGAGUUCCCCUCCAUCGCCUUUAGCUUUUCAACUUUGGGUAGGACCCCCAUGGUUGACGACCAUUCAUUUUAUUGGGCUAGUAAGGUAUUCCCAUUUUUUGCAAGUCAGGAUUCUGAGUUAUAAGGCAGGUGUUCACUUUUACUUGAAUACUGGACCAUCUUAUCUUACAAUUCAAAAGUUGUUUCAAAUUUCGAAUUGCAUCUCAGAAAUUCUACUCAAGAGUCAGAGUUUCUAAUUACAAGUUAGAAUUUCUACUUGAAAGUAAGAUUUCUGUGUUGUAUCCCAGAAUUCCUAUUUUUAAAUCAGAAUUCUGGCAUUUCUCUCAGAAUUCCGACUUGUAUCUCAGAAUUUCGACCUGUAACCCAUAAUUCUGACUUAUUCCUCAGAAUUACGACUAACAAGUCAGAACUCUGAGUUCUCCUUCUUCGUUCAGCUUUUCAUCAUCCUAUCUUGCCAUUUAAAACUUCAAUUUCUCAGAAUUCUGACUUGUACCUCAGAGUUCCUAGUCCAAAGUAAGAUUCUUGGCUUUUAUUCCAGAUUUGCUAGUUGUAAAUCAAUAUUCUGACUUUCCUCUCAGAAUUCCGACUUGUAUCUCAGAAUUUGGACCUGUAAUUCAGAAUUCCGACUUACAAUUAAGAAUUUUCAGUUUUCCUGUUUCGUUUAGCUUCUCAUUAUCUUAUCUUGUAAUUUGAAAUUUCUCUCUAGUUUCGGCUUGUACCUCAGAUUUCUGAGUUGUACCUGAGAAUUCCUACUCACAAGUCAGAAUGCUGAGUUACAAGUCGAAAUUUGAGAUUGAUUUUAAAUUGCAAGGUAGCAUGAUGAAAAGCUAAAGACGAAGAAGGAGAACUCAGAAUUCUGACUUGUGAGUCGGAAUUCUGAGGAAAAAGUCAGAAUUCUCACAUGUAUCUCAUAAUUUCGACUUGUAACUUAGAAUUCCGAAUUGUGUUUCAGAAUUUCGACUUGAAACUCAGAAUUCUGACUUGUAACUCAGAAUUCUGACUUAUACCUUAGAAUUCCGACUCACAGGUCAGAAUUCUAUGAGUUUUAUCUUAUAAUUUUGACAUGCAACACAUAAUUUUGACUUGCAAGUCGAGAUUAUUUGCAAAAAAUGUGUUUGUGGACCUUCACGCCUUCGUAGGAACAGUUCUUAUUAAAUCUGAAAGGUAACAACAAAAUGUUAUGCUUUCUCAAGUGCUACACUCGCAAUACGUAUAAUUAUUAAUGAAUAUUUCGAACUUGAUAUCAGAAAAUGGAGUUUUUCAAUGGAGGCGUUGGCUGAAGACAAAUUCGUCAGGAAUCACAACAGGCCUACCUGGAGGUGCUCCUACCAUGAUCGACACUUCGUGAGUAAGUGUAAAGUUCAAACUGUGUAAAUAGUGAUGGACGAUUGUAGUUUUGUGAUACAACGCAAUAAUAAUAAUAAAGAAAGUGGAACUUAUAUGACGGGACUCGUGUGUUAUGAGCUUAUAGACAUUGUAUAGUUUGAAAGAACUUGUAUAGCCAAUUUAUUCACUUCGUGAUGGAUUUUUUUUUUACCGAACACGUUAUUGAAAAGAGUACGAUACUCUGAAUGAUUUGAAAUCGUUAAUGGUUAUUAGUAUCGACGAAUGGGAAAGUUUCGUGUUUUGUAAUCAAUGCCACCACAAUCUAUCCAUUGAACAACAUGAAAACUACAUAUAUAGCCUCGAGAGAGAAAUUUGUGACAUGGAUACAAUAAUGUAUAAUAGCGGUGUCCACUGGGGAAUGAAUUACAAUGAAGUAAAAAAGCCCAUAACUGUAACUAUACCGAUUUGAGUAGGGCGGGCAUAUUAUUGCCGCUAAUUCCGAAUCAAUUCUGACGGGGAAUUAUGAUGUUGAUUUAUAUUUUUGUCCAUGUCCAGCUUAGAACUGAAGGAUAAAUCUGAAGGAAUGAUUGGGAUCAUUUAGAAUUACUUUUGCUAACUCAUUUUCUUGAAAAGGGUACUUAUAAUCAUUAAUGAAUCAUUUUAAAUCAAUAAAGCGUCGAAUGAAUGACGAGAAGGAGAGAAAAAAGAAGAAUUACAUUAAAAUUAUAAAUGGAGCAACAGUAAGAAUCUAAUUUAUCGCCUACAUGCCCCUACUUACCUCAUAUGUUGCUGCCCAUCCAUUGGAGGAAAAUAAAUCGAAAAACGCGAAUUUCCCCCAGAAAAAAUCCCAUAUAACUUCCCCAAUUUAACUCGCAUCUCCGGGCGUUCUGAUCCAGGCCAUUUUGCGAAUUACGAAUGAAAAAAUCUGGCAUUUUAAUUUGGAUGGAAGUCGCCCCAAGAUUAUCUUCAAGUUUUCCAGUUUGUCACAGUCCGAAUGAAUCAGGAACUGGCAGGGAGGUGGGCAUUACUUUAAUUAAGUGCCAGCUGAUGCCUCGAUUAUUCUCAGACUCCGGGCUUCAUUUCGUCUAAGCUGACAUACGGACAUGAUUGAAAUGAAUAUAAGUGUUUGCCGGCGUCGGACCUUCUGCAGAGAAUUCAACUCGAGUUAUCUUCGGGAGAUAUUUCGGGAUACAGCCGAAGUUUGGCCGGGAUUUGGAAGACUUCGCGAGAUGUUUAACUGAACUGAAGAAUUAAAUCGGCUUUGUCGUUAGACGAACGCGAUUUGGGGCGUCUUUUUGACGAUGCUAAAUUUCCCGCUGUUCGUCUUGCUUAAAUUUAACUGCAGAGGCGCUGUACUCACUUGUACAAUCCCAGUCCAAGAUGGGAUUGUGGAUUUUGAUUACCAGAAACCCUACGAGAGUGAGAUUCUUCACAACUGUGAGAUUUCAAUGAAAAAAAAAUUGAUUUUUGCAACGAAGUAUAUGAUAUUUUUCGUGAUCAAACAUUCCUUCAGAUUUGUCUCUCAUUGAACGAAUAUAUUUACAAAAAUUUAGUCCUAACUUUAAUAUGCUUCAUGUAGCACAAAGAUGUAAGUAUAUUGCCAAAUUAUGAGAUGAGAAUUAUAACGAAAAUUAUUAAUAAAUAUGUUUUAUAAAAAA